AUCACAUUAUCCAUACUUCACUCUCUUCUCUUUCUUAUAAACCUUUCAUCUAAAUCUUUUAACUGAUCGUCAUCAACAAAAUGUUAUCACGUACAUCCCUCUCCCCUCUUCUCCGACAACAAAGAUACAUCUCUAGAAAUAUAUCAAGAUCCACUUUUAGAGGUUUAGCAACACAAAGUGAACCUUAUGAUAUUGUCGUCAUUGGUGGUGGACCAGGUGGGUAUAUAGCUGCUGUUAAAGCUUCUCAAUUGGGUUAUAAGACCGCUUGUAUCGAGAAACGUGGGGCUUUAGGUGGGACAUGUCUCAAUGUUGGAUGUAUCCCUUCCAAGGCCAUGCUCAACAACUCUCACAUCUACCACAUGCUCCAACACGAUGUCAAAAAACGUGGUAUAGACGUCUCCGGUGUUGAACUGAACCUCAAACAAAUGUUAGCUGCCAAAGACGCAUCAGUAAAAUCUCUUACUGGCGGUGUCGAAACCUAUCUAUUCAAAAAAUACCCUGUGGAUUAUAUCAAAGGCGAGGCCUCUUUCGUUUCCCCCUCCCAACUCAAAGUCGCUCUCAAUGAUGGAGGUGAGACUCAAGUGGAGGCAAAGAACGUCAUCAUCGCCACUGGAUCAGAAGUCACCCCAUUCCCCGGUAUCGAAAUUGAUGAAAAACGUAUAGUGUCAAGUACCGGUGCUUUAGAGUUACAAGAGGUUCCAAAGAGAAUGGUCGUCAUUGGAGGUGGUAUCAUUGGUCUCGAACUUGGAUCAGUAUGGUCUCGAUUAGGUGCGGAAGUAACCGUGGUGGAAUUCCUCGGUGCAGUCGGAGCGGGUAUGGACGGUGAGGUCGGUAAGGCUUUCCAAAAGAUACUGCAAAAACAAGGACUCAAGUUCAAACUCAACACGAAAGUCGUCAGUGCCGAACGUGAAGGAGAGGUAGUCAAGCUCAAAGUGGACGCUGCAAAGGGUGGUAAAGAGGAGACUUUAGAAGCAGAUGUCGUGCUUGUCGCUAUUGGUCGUCGACCGGUUACCAAAGGUCUCAAUCUCGAAACCAUCGGAGUGGAAAUGGAUAAAAGAGGGAGAAUCAUCAUCGACGAUCAAUUCAACACUUCUGCCAAAGGCGUAAAGUGUAUUGGGGAUGUGACUUUUGGACCUAUGUUGGCACACAAAGCUGAAGAGGAGGGUAUCGCCGCCAUAGAAAUGAUCAAGACUGGCCACGGUCACGUAAAUUACGACGCCAUCCCAUCUGUCGUUUACACCCACCCCGAAGUCGCUUGGGUGGGUAAGAACGAGGAAGAGUUGAAACAAGCUGGAGUCAAGUAUAAAGUUGGCAAAUACCCUUUUGCGGCCAACUCACGUGCGAAGACUAACCAAGAUAUGGAUGGGUUUGUCAAAUUUAUCGUGGAGAAAGACACUGAUCGGGUACUCGGAGUUCACAUUAUCGGUCCUAAUGCAGGAGAAAUGAUUCAUUCUGCUACGAUGGCUAUUGAAUAUUCAGCUUCUGCUGAAGAUAUCGCUCGGACGUGUACAGCUCACCCUACUUUGUCAGAAGCAUUCAAAGAAGCCGCCAUGGCGAGUUAUGAUAAACCUCUCAACUUUUAGUUUGGGUUUACGUCAAUGCAUUCCUGUCAUUCCACAA
Messenger RNA from Tremella mesenterica DSM 1558, 1620 nucleotides. RefSeq lists its product as uncharacterized. Bases 81 to 1583 code for a protein of 500 amino acids. Gene Ontology annotation, molecular function: flavin adenine dinucleotide binding; dihydrolipoyl dehydrogenase (NADH) activity. The record is from RefSeq and is a predicted model, not a curated record. The transcript has 11 exons. Gene Ontology annotation, cellular component: oxoglutarate dehydrogenase complex; mitochondrion. NCBI's taxonomy places the organism in Eukaryota, Fungi, Basidiomycota, Tremellomycetes, Tremellales, Tremellaceae.